AUGGGACACAAUCGGCUUGGCUGGGACACGCCCUGCUCGUCUCCCUGCCGCGCGGCUGCGGUGUCUCCUGUCUCCUCGCGCACGCCCACCUCCUCCCCCAGGCCUGGAUGCGGUGACCAAGGCUCGGGCGCGACGGCUGCUCAGUCUGUCUCGUCUUUAGAGUUUGCGGCCUCGGAGGAAGACAGACCAACUCAGGUAAGCCGGCCGCUCGCGUCGGCCGAGCCUGCGCUUCGUGCACGGCGCUUGUACGACGCCUUCCACUGCGUCUAUCUCCUCAGGUCGCUGAAGAAUCCCCGCUACACGUACGUCGGCUACUCCGUGCAUCCUCUCAACCGCCUCAAACAGCACAACGGAGAAACUGCCCACGGAGGGGCUUGGAAGACGCAGCGGCAUCGUCCCUGGAGCUUAGUGCUCGUCGUUCACGGCUUCCCGACGCAAGUUGGGGCUCUGCAGUUUGAGUGGCGCUGGCAGCGCGCCGCGCCGGCUCUCGACUUUUUCCCGCGAGGCCUGUCUGUGCCCAAAGCGAGACGCGGAGAGACAGCGGGGAGACAUUUGCUGCUUUCUGAACCUGGAUUUGGUCUUCCUUUCGAGUGUCGCGCGGCCCAAGAGAAAGCCCCGCAAGCGAAGGAGACACUGAAGAAAAGAAGAAAAGCAGAACACGACAGGCAGGACCACGAGCCCUCCGAGGGACACCCCGCGCCAACGGGAGACGUAGACGCAGGGGAGAACUCCCGAUCGCCGUCCUCGUCUUUUCUUCCUUUCGCUUCGCUCUCGACCGUAGGUGCUUCCUCGGCGUUCCCUGCCGCGUCUGCCAGGCCCUCGGCGAGAACGGCGAAGGGUACGGCGAAGUGUCUGGACAGCGCACGGGAGGCAGCGUGUGCGGGGUUCCUCGCUCCAGUCGAAGUCGCGUCGCGGCUUCUCCAGAACAGCCGCGAACGCGAACUGAGGGCUCGAGGCGCCCCGACAGAGGCGAGGCCCGCUGGGGACACGCAGACGAAGCGCGCGUGCCGACAGCCCCUCCUCGCGCAGCUUGCGCAGCAGCGCAAGCAGGCUGCAGGGGCUGCAAAGACCGUCGCGGGGCUGCGCGCCACUCUGGCGUGCGUGCAACAAACGUACAAGCUGAGUCGGACUGGAGGCAUCGUGGUCUGUGUUGGCCAGCGCCUGCGAGCGCUUCUCGCCCUUUUGCAGGCGCCGCCAUUCAGCCGCAUGCCGCUGGCUAUCCACGUGAUUGAUUCGCGCGUCGCGGCGCCUUUUUUCCGUUCGGUGUUGCGGCAGAGGCGCGACUUCCUUUCGCGGCCCGCGGAAGCUGGCCUCGGCCCCGCUGCAUCUGCAGCCUACCCUCAGCAGAGGCCCUUGAAGGGGGUGACUCCCGGCCUGCAGGCGGCAGAGACCCCGGAAGACAGGCACCUCCUCAGUUUCGUUUCCCUGCAUGCUCCAGGCGCGUCGUCUGCGCGAUCGACUUCCGAGAGAGAAAGCGAGGGGACCGCGCGGCGCCGUCUCGCCUGCCCCGAACCGAGGUCCUCAAGCGCGGUUGAAGAGACCUCGACCGUGGCGCGCGGACGCCUGCGCGGCGCAGCGCCUCCGGGCCCCGCCCUUUCCACGUGGAAGGCUGCAGGCCUGUGGUUGGCGCCCCACACAUCCGUCUCUUUUGGCGAGGCGGAGCUUCUGCUGCCGUUGGUCGGCGCCGGAAAGUCCGCGGGGAGGUCGAAGCGGCGGCGAGACGCGGGAGCGCCCGCGGAGGCGCGAGAAGGCCAGGCAGCGUGUGGAGAAGAAGCGAACAAGGCAGCGGCUGCGGGUUUCUCGGGAAGGGAGGGAAGCGGAGAGGAGCGGUGGGCUGAGACCCGACGGCGAAGCCAGGAAGGUGGAGCGGCGGAGACAGUCGUCGUGUCUGAUGACUCUGAGGACGAGCGAAUGGAAACGCGCGCGUCGUCUCCACCGUUCGCAGAAGAGAGGAGGGCAAAACGGAGGAAUCCGGAAGGGUGGACGGUUCGCAGGGUGGGAGGUGCGGCGGCAAAACCACAGACGGGAGGUGGGGACACAGAAGCGCAGCUGCGGCUGAGGGGGGCGGGACUGAGAACGCCGCCACGCAAAGUCGAGCGAAACACAGGGGAGGACGCGCAUCCGACGAUGCAGCCGAAACCGGACUCUCGCGGGGAAGAGCCGAAGGCCCAGAAGGCGCCGCACACGCCUCUGAGGGGGCAGCCACCCGAUGUUCUGGAUGUCCAGGCUGCUUCGUUAGCGCUUCCUGCGCUCCAGGAAGGACCCCGUGACGCUUUCCACCAUAUUCCCCUCCAGUGA
Neospora caninum is the source of this 2298-nucleotide messenger RNA. RefSeq lists its product as hypothetical. Gene Ontology annotation, biological process: double-strand break repair via homologous recombination. The coding region runs from base 1 to 2298 and encodes 765 amino acids. Gene Ontology annotation, cellular component: Slx1-Slx4 complex. The record is from RefSeq and is a predicted model, not a curated record. Lineage: Eukaryota; Apicomplexa; Conoidasida; Eucoccidiorida; Sarcocystidae. The transcript is spliced from 4 exons. Gene Ontology annotation, molecular function: crossover junction DNA endonuclease activity; 5'-flap endonuclease activity.